CCGCCGAUCCCGCCUGGAUGGAAGCCCCUCUGGGUUCCCAUUGGCUCCUGUGAGUGCUUGGGUGUCGGGAGCCUGUGUUAGGCGCCGGGCACCAACUUUUGAAGUUCGCCCAGGAGGCUGCGUUCGGGUCCCGGAUCCGCGGCCGACGGAGCCGGUGGAGGCGCGCCCGCCGCGCCAGUCACCAUGGGGAGCAAGGGUGCCUACCGGUACCACUGGCAGAGCCACAAUGUCAAGCACAGCGGCGUGGACGACAUGGUGCUGCUGUCCAAGAUCACAGAGAACGCUAUCGUGGAGAAUCUAAAGAAGAGAUACAUGGACGACUACAUCUUUACGUAUAUUGGAUCCGUGUUAAUAUCAGUCAACCCGUUCAAGCAGAUGCCAUACUUCGGGGAAAAGGAAAUUGAAAUGUACCAAGGAGCGGCCCAGUAUGAGAACCCACCACACAUCUAUGCCCUUGCAGAUAAUAUGUACAGAAACAUGAUCAUCGACAGAGAGAACCAGUGCGUCAUCAUCAGUGGUGAGAGUGGUGCUGGGAAGACCGUAGCUGCCAAAUACAUCAUGAGUUACGUCUCCAGGGUCUCUGGAGGAGGCCCCAAAGUUCAGCACGUGAAGGACAUCAUUCUGCAGUCCAACCCACUGCUGGAGGCCUUCGGGAAUGCCAAGACCGUCCGGAACAACAACUCCAGUCGAUUCGGAAAGUACUUCGAAAUUCAGUUCAGCCCGGGCGGAGAACCAGAUGGUGGAAAGAUCUCCAACUUCCUUCUGGAGAAAUCCAGGGUGGUGAUGAGAAACCCCGGAGAGCGGAGUUUUCACAUAUUUUACCAGCUCAUCGAGGGUGCCUCUGCAGAACAGAAGCAGAGCCUGGGCAUCACCAGCAUGGACUAUUAUUACUACUUGAGCCUCUCCGGCUCCUACAAGGUAGACGACAUUGACGACAGGCGGGAGUUUCAGGAAACUCUGCACGCCAUGAAUGUGAUUGGGAUCUUCGCGGAGGAGCAGACGCUGGUGCUGCAGAUCGUGGCUGGAGUGCUUCACCUGGGAAACAUCAGCUUCAAGGAGGUUGGCAAUUAUGCUGCGGUGGAGAGUGAAGAGUUCUUGGCUUUUCCUGCAUAUCUCCUGGGCAUCAACCAGGGCCGGUUGAAAGAGAAGCUCACAAGCCGGCAGAUGGAUAGUAAAUGGGGAGGCAAGUCGGAAUCCAUCCACGUGACUCUCAAUGUGGAGCAGGCCUGUUACACCAGGGAUGCCCUCGCCAAGGCCCUGCAUGCCCGGGUCUUUGAUUUCUUGGUAGAUUCCAUCAACAAGGCAAUGGAGAAGGACCAUGAAGAAUACAACAUUGGCGUCCUGGACAUCUAUGGCUUUGAAAUAUUCCAGAAAAAUGGCUUUGAGCAGUUUUGUAUCAAUUUUGUUAAUGAGAAAUUACAGCAGAUCUUUAUUGAACUGACCCUAAAAGCAGAACAGGAAGAGUAUGUUCAGGAGGGGAUCCGGUGGACCCCCAUUGAGUACUUCAAUAACAAAAUCGUGUGUGACCUGAUAGAGAACAAAGUGAACCCCCCUGGCAUCAUGAGCAUCCUGGACGACGUGUGCGCCACAAUGCACGCCGUGGGCGAGGGCGCGGACCAGACGCUGCUGCAGAAGCUGCAGAUGCAGAUCGGGAGCCACGAGCACUUCAACAGCUGGAACCAAGGCUUCAUCAUCCACCACUACGCCGGGAAGGUGUCCUAUGACAUGGAUGGCUUCUGUGAGCGGAACCGCGAUGUGCUUUUUAUGGAUCUGAUCGAGCUGAUGCAGAGCAGUGAGCUAAGAGCCCAAAUUGCCACCUUUCUGGACUGUACCCAGAUUUUCCAGCUUGCGGAUCCUACUCCGCCAAGCCUGCAGGGUUCUUUGAAGAAACCCUUCAGGAUCCUGAUCCGAUUGUUUAACUUGUCCUUUGAAAGUUCUGUGCUCGUCUGCAGCGGAUCUGGUGCAGCCAUUUUGGCCCCCGUUAAGGAGAACAAACAAGCCAAUGACCUUGUGAGCACCCUCAUGAAGUGCACACCCCACUAUAUCCGCUGCAUAAAGCCCAAUGAGACCAAGAAGCCCAGAGACUGGGAGGAGAGCAGGGUGAAGCAUCAAGUAGAAUACCUGGGUCUGAAAGAAAACAUCCGCGUGAGAAGAGCUGGCUAUGCUUAUCGACGCAUCUUCAAAAAAUUCUUGCAGAGAUACGCCAUUCUCACGAAAGCCACUUGGCCUGCCUGGAGAGGAGACGAGAGGCAAGGAGUCCUCCACCUGCUGCAGUCGGUCAGCAUGGACAGUGACCAGUUCCAGCUCGGGAGAAGUAAAGUGUUCAUUAAAGCCCCGGAGUCUCUCUUUCUUCUAGAAGAGAUGAGAGAGCGAAAGUAUGAUGGAUAUGCUCGGGUGAUUCAGAAAUCAUGGAGGAAAUUCGUGGCCAGGAAGAAAUAUGUCCAAAUGAGAGAAGAAGCCUCAGACCUCUUGUUGAACAAGAAGGAGAGAAGGCGAAACAGUAUUAAUAGGAACUUCAUCGGGGAUUACAUUGGGAUGGAGGAGCACCCGGAACUGCAACAGUUUGUGGGCAAGAGGGAGAAGAUUGACUUUGCAGACACGGUGAUCAAGUAUGACAGGAGGUUCAAGGGUGUAAAGCGAGACUUGCUUCUGACCCCCAAGUGCCUGUACUUAAUCGGACGGGAAAAGGUGAAGCAGGGCCCAGACAAAGGCCUGGUGAAAGAAGUGCUGAAGCGGAGGAUCGAGAUGGAAAGGGUCUUGUCCGUGUCCCUCAGCACUAUGCAAGACGACAUCUUCAUUCUCCAUGAGCAGGAGUACGACAGCCUGCUUGAAUCCGUCUUCAAAACGGAAUUCUUGAGCCUCUUAGCCAAACGUUAUGAGGAAAAAACCCAGAAGCAACUACCUCUGAAAUUCAGCAAUACGCUGGAACUGAAGCUGAAGAAGGAGAACUGGGGUCCCUGGAGUGCAGGCGGCUCCCGGCAAGUGCAAUUCCACCAAGGCUUCGGUGACCUGGCCAUCCUCAAGCCUAGUAACAAGGUGCUGCAGGUCAGCAUCGGACCCGGGCUGCCCAAGAACUCCCGUCCUACCAGAAAGAACACGACCCAAAGCAGAGGUUAUUCCAGUGGGAUGCAAAAUGCCAACUACCCCAUGAGAGCUGCCCCUCCCCCCCCAGGAUACCAUCAGAAUGGAGUCAUCAAAAACCAAUUUGUGCCACAUCCCCAUGGUCCUGGAAACCAGAGAUCCAAUCAGAAAAGCCUGUACACGUCCAUGGCCCGCCCACCCUUGCCACGGCAACAGUCUACUGGCUCAGACCGGGUGUCCCAGAUACCAGAGAGCCUGGAUUUCCUCAAGGUCCCAGACCAGGGUGCUGCAGGUGUGCGGAGACAAACCACCAGUCGACCUCCCCCAGCAGGGGGCAGACCGAAACCCCAGCCCAAACCCAAGCCUCAGGUGCCCCAGUGCAAGGCUCUCUACGCCUAUGAUGCUCAGGACACAGAUGAACUCAGCUUCAAUGCCAAUGACAUUAUUGAUGUUAUCAAAGAAGAUCCUUCGGGCUGGUGGACCGGCCGGUUACGAGGCAAGCAGGGCUUGUUCCCCAACAACUACGUGACCAAGAUCUGAGAGACACUGCUGCACUGGGUGAAGGGCCAGGCACAGAUAGACGGAGGGGACAUCACAGCGAGCAAGGCCUGGAGCUAGUCGACACCGGGUGUUCCCCCAUGUCCUAAAAGGUCAACUCUUCAUUGGAACCCAAGAGGGCAAAGCCACCACCCACCAAGAUUUAUUUAUUGUAUUUAAACCUGGCGAGGGGGUGAACCGGUCCAGCCUGUUGACCCUCUCACCAGGCCCAGGAGAGGGCUGCAGGUGGCCGCUGACAAGUGCCUUUAGUUGAAGAGCACUUUUUUUUCCCUUUUCCAUACUUGACACAUACAUUCCUCUCUGCUGCCUGCUUUGGGGAGGGCGGCACUGUGCAGGCUGGGCUCAGUAAGUGGACGCGCAGGCCAGAGGUGAGCACGGCCUGCCGCCUCCGAGGGUGCUGGUUUAUACUUGGUUGGGCUGCCGGCCUUAUGUCUCUGGAUUUUCUAUUGGGAUGUGGCUGGCCAUGUUGGUUUUUGUUAAUGCUAUACCUAAGGAUCUUUUUUUUCUUCCAAGCUGUACAUUUAUAAAAACAGAUCAUAUACUGUAUAUACAAAAAUCUCGAGAUGGUAGAAACAUGUAUGAAUGUACUAAGUAGUAAUCCACUGUACUUACACAUAGGGUAAGUUUUAUUACAAGAUUCCCACCAGGUACUUACAAAUAUGCACUAGUCCCAUUCAACUAUAGAAUCAGUGUUACCGCUUUCUAGCUCGGGCCAGCAAGCCCUUCUCACCAUUGCCUCAUGAGUAAUCUCCAUCUGGGUCCCUUCCACCUGAAUAAAUAAAGGAAUCCACGAACCGC
This is a messenger RNA of Echinops telfairi (small Madagascar hedgehog), 4437 nucleotides long. It is a transcript of the gene MYO1E, whose product is annotated as myosin IE. The record is from RefSeq and is a predicted model, not a curated record. Gene Ontology annotation, cellular component: cytoplasm; myosin complex; vesicle. Lineage: Eukaryota; Metazoa; Chordata; Mammalia; Afrosoricida; Tenrecidae. The coding region runs from base 184 to 3621 and encodes 1145 amino acids. Gene Ontology annotation, biological process: actin filament organization; vesicle transport along actin filament. Gene Ontology annotation, molecular function: actin filament binding; ATP binding; microfilament motor activity. The transcript has 29 exons.